This is a messenger RNA of Mercenaria mercenaria, 1513 nucleotides long. Its product is annotated as FMRFamide receptor-like. The transcript is spliced from 2 exons. The record is from RefSeq and is a predicted model, not a curated record. Bases 65 to 1246 code for a protein of 393 amino acids. Gene Ontology annotation, biological process: G protein-coupled receptor signaling pathway. Gene Ontology annotation, cellular component: plasma membrane. NCBI's taxonomy places the organism in Eukaryota, Metazoa, Mollusca, Bivalvia, Venerida, Veneridae. Gene Ontology annotation, molecular function: G protein-coupled receptor activity.
CUGAAGGACAAUGAUGAGGAUGGUCUGAAGUACAUUUUCAAUAUUUUUGGAUUAAAUACAAAAGAUGAGUCAUGACGUAAACGUUAACGCCACUGUGCUUACAGACCACUUCAAAACAGACAUAAAACAUGAACUGCUUUAUGAAAACAUUACACAGCCGCUUUCUGCCGUUCCUUACCACCCAAUUACAUCUUUUAUAGAACAAUACACAAUUCCAGUCAUCUCUCUUCUCGGAUUACUCAGCAACACGUUGUCAUCAAUUGUGUUUCUACAGAAGCCUUUGAAAAAUAGUUCUUGUAGCAUAUUUCUGGCAGCGAGAGGUUUCUCAGACAAUGGAUUCCUGUCAACAUUAUUGAUUAUUUGGAUUUCACAAACGUUUCAACUUCGAUUAGGAACACUUAGUUCUUCAUGCAAAAUAAUCAUUUUCAUAAGUUAUGUAUGUGGUUGUAUCUCUGUGUGGCUGGUUGUGUUUGUAACAUUUGAAAACUAUAUUCGAAUCUGUAAGCCAUUUGUUGUUAAACGUGUUUGUACAACGACUAUGGCAGAAAUUGUUGUUGCUUUGUUGUGUCUUAUUUCGGCAUGCUUCUACAGUUUCUCUUUCUGGGCAAUGAGUUCUGACAAUUGCGUUCCACUUUCACAACAUGUCAACACAGUUCAGGCGCUCAUAUAUACAGACACUGUUAUAACACUCGCCUUGCCUCUCUGUUGUAUUAUUUACCUUAUGGCUGCGAUAGUAUGCAGCCUGAUAAAAUCCUACCACAUUAGUAACCGGCGGAGAACGUCAGGGACACACAAAGCUACGAGUCCUCUUGCGAAAGUGACAAAGAUGCUAUUUGCUGUGACUGUCACCUUCUUUUGUUUGAAUCUACCUUCGCAUAUAAACAGACUCAUCAUUAUGAUAUCUUCUUUUGUGGAUGAAAACAACUAUCGAAAAGGUUAUUCAAUUCAGGAAGAAGCUAUACAACAAAUCACUUUGCUCAUGUCAUAUCUAUCACUCUCAUUAAACCUUAUAGUAUAUGUCAUAUUUGGAAGUAAGUUCAGAAAAGUGCUCUUAAAAAUGUGCCCUUUAUGUGCAACAGUAACAACGAGCAGAAGUGGAGGUCAAAUGCCAGCUUUCCAGCAUGACGACACAAGAAAAAAUAACAUUUUAACAAAUACACCGGUAAAUAGGUCUCUCACCGUGCUUUUGACGGACAAGGACUGGUCUUCAGAGUUAGUGCCUCUGCGCAGUGCAUAUACAAAUUAAUGAAUUAACUGCACAGAUGUCAUUCUGUUACCUUCAUUAACGCAUGAAGAUAAUCGAAAGAAUAUAUUUCAAUUCUAUAUUGUAAUCUUGGAAUGAAAUUAAAUGUAAUUUGUAUCUCCUGUUAUUAGAAGAAUGACAAUUAUAUGUCAUCGGUACUUUUUAUUUAUUUUAUUUUUUUAGAUUUAACGUCGCACCGACACAUGAUAGGUCAUAUGGCGACUUUCCAGCUUUAAUGGUGGAGGAGACCUCAGGUGCCCCAUUAUUUCA